Molecule: messenger RNA, 919 nt
Organism: Nanorana parkeri
Lineage: Eukaryota; Metazoa; Chordata; Amphibia; Anura; Dicroglossidae
Product: deoxyguanosine kinase, mitochondrial-like
Exons: 1
Coding region: 20-907 (295 amino acids)
Biological process (GO): nucleobase-containing compound metabolic process
Cellular component (GO): cytoplasm; mitochondrion
Molecular function (GO): ATP binding; deoxynucleoside kinase activity
Source: RefSeq, a predicted model, not a curated record
UCUUUUUCUGUGUCAACAGAUGUUUAUUAGCAAAAUCCGAGUAUUAUUGGAUACAACAAAAACACAGUGUAAUUUACGGAAACCAGAGACCAGUUUAUUUUGUACAUUUAUUCAAAAGGAAGGAAAUGAACACAGAAGUGCCAUGUCUAAGAAAUCUGUGAAGCCACAGUGUGCCACUUACAUCUCCAGGAAAGGGGUGAAAGUCAAGAAACUGUCCGUGGAAGGGAAUAUUGCUGUUGGAAAGUCAAGCUUCUUGAGAAUAUUAGCCAACGCAUAUCAAGAAUGGAGUUUUGUGGGAGAACCUCUGAAGAAGUGGCAGCAUGUCCAUUCUUCAUCCAGUCAUGGGAUGGAAAAUUUGCUCCAACUGCUGUACGACAAUCCAGCUCGAUGGUCUUAUACCUUCCAGACGCUCUCUUGUAUGACUCGUUUUAAAACCCAGAUCGAUCCGUUUUCGGAACAGCUACUGAACCAGCAAGAACCUGUGCGAAUAUUUGAAAGGUCUGUAUAUAGUGAUAGGUUUGUAUUUGCCAAAACUCUCUUUGAACUCAGCCAUUUGAAUGACAUGGAAUGGAGCAUGUAUCAAGAAUGGCACACAUUUUUACUUCAGGAGUUCGGGGAGAGAGCUGCUUUGGAUGGGAUUUUAUAUCUCCGUGCAACGCCAGUGAAAUGCUUUGAGAGGCUUCAGAAAAGGGCAAGAAAGGAAGAAGAGACUGUUACCCAACAGUAUCUUGAAAAGUUGCAUGACCAGCAUGAAGGGUGGCUAAUAAAUAAGAACACAGACGUUCCUUUCGCAAAUAUCAGUAACAUUCCAGUUCUGAUUUUAGAGGUUGAUGAGGAUUUUGAAGAUAAUCCUGUAGUUAGUCAGAGCCUCAUGAACAAAGUAAAGGACUUUGUAGUCUCCCUGUAAUAUUUUAUUGUU